GUCAAUGCCGACCAGCUGGACGAGAAGCUACGACGAUUGAGCCUUGACAAGGGCCUCGACGAUCGCCCUUCUGUGCCUGGACAGCGGAUUUCCGAGUAUGAGAAAGCUCUGAACCCCCAAGCUGCAAAGCAAGGCCCUGGAUUCCAGGUCAUAAAGCGCUCAGAACCCCGCUCGGAUGGGAUCCGUCUCGAUAACUUUCCAAAUGAGAUCCUGACGCACAUUUUUUCUCACCUGCCGCCCGACUGCCACUCCUCGGUGGCGCUGGUGUCGAAGCGAUUCUGGGCCCUGGUUACCACUCAUCAUGCUUGGCGCAUGGCGUUUAUGCGUUAUUUCCCAGGACACACUAUCCUAGAGAGCAAUGGCAAAGCCGCCGCCGCCCACCCCUUGACCGGCCCAUCUUCCGAUGUUAUGCGCUUCGAGACUCGAUACUUCCCUCGACUUACAUCGCUGGCUACUUGGAGAAGCGAGUAUCUUUUGAGGACUCGCCACCUGAGGAGCUUGGCCCGUGGCAAGCCAGGGACUCCCUCGGGAGGGAGCUUGUCUGGCCGGGUCGGCCGCGCCGGGAAGAAAGCAAGCGCGGUUUUGACCUACAACUCGAAGCUGCCCUGGCAGGUGACCAACCUCCACGCAGUCUUCUUGAAUGGAAAGAAGCCGCCACGUGUUAUGCAAGGAGCCGGAGAUCUCGGUGCAGCAACCAUUAGCGAUCCCACCACUGGCAAGAUUGAAAAAUGGGGUCUUGAAGAUCUAUUUACAACCCCACAGCUGGAUGAGGUUGCUCCUAAUCUGGUGCCAUAUGGCUUGGGAGACGGCCCAGCCGGUGUCCCCAACGUGAUGGAUGUGAGCUAUACUUACGGCAUGAUAUCUGGCGAGGGAUUCCCAGGUGGCCGGCCGUUCUUCCGAGGGGUCAAUGAAAUGCGUGGCCGCUAUAUCGGUGCAGAGAUCAGCGCUGUGGACACCCACCCGGACAUCCCCAAGAUCCCCGAAAUGUCUGAUGCGAUUUGCAGCGUAUGGAUAGCCAAGUCGUCGACCGUUACAUCAACCACUCAGUCAAUGUGUGGCAUGCUAACAGGCUCGGCUCUCGGCAUCAUUACUGCCUAUUCGCUUGGUUGGGAUACCACGGGCCCGAGAUAUGCCAAUGGUGGUGUCACAGCACGAUGGGUCAUUAGCCCUGGUGUCCCCAUCAUAUCCCUGAAAGUUGACGACAGCUUCAACCAAAAGCGCAAGUCAUCUUCCAGGGUCUGGGCUGUGGCAUUGAAUGCGCUAGGCGAAGUUUACUAUCUAUGUGACGUGCCUAUCGGAAAACCAGUUCGAGCUUCUGCAGAGGAAAUGACGAGAAAUGCCUGGUAUGCUGGCCGUACAGUAUACUGGCACCUUCUAGAGGCAACUCGCAGAAUUGCUCGGGAGGACGAGCUGGACAAGAACGCAACCCGUGGAGGGUAUUCGCCCCGAUCACCCUCAGCCAGCAUGCAUCUCAGCCAGGAACAGCUUGUGGCUGAGGCCCGAGAAAUAGAAAAGUUUAUGCGCUACAGGCCCUCCCACUUCCGAAAAGUGUGCGAAGGCUGGGAUAUGCAGCGGAAACUAGAGGUGGAUUUCGCAAGUGAUGAUAGCAAAGGUGCUGGGGAGAGCAUCUUCGUGAUUGACUGCGGUCUGGCCGAGAACCGCCCUGCUGGUAUUCAACGUUACUCGCGUUCCUUGAUACCUGUGCAAGCCACUCCUAGCGAGUCAACGACACCUCUUGCUCCGGUUUCUACAUCACUGUUUGGUAGCAUUGGAGGGUUUGCCAAUCGGAUUUCCCCGAUUUCCGAAUCUCACACACCCUUGUCUCCGCCGCCGACUCCGAAGUCACCCCCCAUGCCCUUGACAGUUAUUCAUGACUGGUCCAAACAAGUGUUUGAUCUCAGGGGCUACAGCCACGAUGUUGUGACGUCCGUCGCUUUGGAUAACUCACUCUCCUCGCUUUUCACGCUAGGGGAAGACCCUCUGCAUACAGCAAAUGAAGCGUCCUCUACGACGAGUCCUUGGGCCGAUCACGGGGCAAGAGAAAUCCCCGGGCGUAGAACUCGCUUCAUCGUUAUUGGAACCAACAGAGGUGCGGUUCUUGUUUGGAAUGCCCGGGAUGACGAUAGAACCCGUGAGAUACAACCACUACGCAUUCUUCAAACAGAGUCCCCAGAGGUAACUGCAGUUGCAGUUUCUGGGCUGUACCUCGUUCAUGGUGGCAGUGAUGGUCUUGUGCAAGCCUGGGAUCCUUUGGCAUCCACGGCUGAGCCUAUCAGGACCAUCAACGCCAGGUCAAAUGGGCGAGUCCCUCGUCACAUGUUGGUUAUGAAUCCAGCACUACAGGAGAGUACGUACGCGGCCGUGAGAGCCAUACACCUCGACCCUGAUCCCACAACCCUUCAAGGUGUUGUCUCUUUUGGAGCAUUCUUGCGAUAUUGGUCAUAUGGAUCAAAUGGUCAUGCCGCAGGCCGUAAACGACGCGUCCGACACUCUGACAUGGACGCUCGGCUCGCCAGUCGUCGUCAAGGCCAUGCAGUAUCAGGAUACAUUGCCUCUGAGGAAGCUGAAAUGCGACGGGAAAAUGAACAGCAGGCUCGCGAGCACAGCCGCCGCCUCAAGAGAUUCGGCGCGCUGGGCGACUUGACCGAAGAAGAGGCGCUCCUUUAUGCCCAAAUGGUCUCCGAAGAAGCGUACAACGUAGAGGAGCAGCGACGGGCCAGCGAUUCGGCAGCUGAUGCCAGCCUGGACACUGCUUCUUCCGUCAGCGAGAACACUGUAUCGACUCUGACGCCAGAUCCAAGUGUCGCCGGUCCGUCUGCUUCAGAAACCAGUGGCGUGGCCGAAGAUGAGUACGAACAGCAGAUUCAACAGGCAAUACGAUUAUCCUUGAUGGAA
Molecule: messenger RNA, 2895 nt
Organism: Trichoderma virens Gv29-8
Lineage: Eukaryota; Fungi; Ascomycota; Sordariomycetes; Hypocreales; Hypocreaceae
Exons: 2
Biological process (GO): proteasome-mediated ubiquitin-dependent protein catabolic process
Cellular component (GO): cytosol; nucleus; proteasome regulatory particle, base subcomplex
Molecular function (GO): polyubiquitin modification-dependent protein binding
Source: RefSeq, a predicted model, not a curated record